GGCUCCAGCAGUUCGCUUUUAAGUUUGAGCUCCUCAAGGCCACCAGGAGUUCCUCCAGAGCGAGCACCACCCACGGCCGGUGGGACCUGAGGACCCCGCGGCAGCCAAGCCGGGCGGGCACCGCCCCAUCCGCCCACCGGGCAGACGCCCACCCCACGCACCCGCCCCGCACCACGCAACAUCGCCCUAGCGCCUCUGCGACUGGCGCCGCGCGGAAUGCGUCGCCUACGAUUGGACAAACGCUCUAUAGCGCCAUCUCAGCCUACCGCGCGGUGCGCGCUCUCAUUGGUUCGGACGGCGUGGGAGGCGGGGUCUGUUCAAGGGGCAGUGCCGGAUCUGAGCCCCGCCCCCCGGUCCCUCGGCUGGGCUGAGCCCGCCCGGCGGCUGAAGCGCGUGGGGCCGCGCUGCGAGCGGGGCGCGCAGCGGUUACUCUGGUUACAGUCCGCGAGGGAUGCUGGGGACCCAGAGGGCUGGAGCCUUCGCCUCGCUCUGAAAAGACGCUCAUCCGAGACAGCCAUUCACCUUCGAGGAAGAGCACCUGCUGCUGGUGACAAAAGACCGUUUACAACCAGACGAGUGGACGUCGAAGUAUACAGUAACAUUCGCACACCUCAGCCCAAUAGAGACCCACCUGGCCAUCAGUUGGCUGAAUGAAGUGUGUAAUCAGGAGCUGUUGGAGUAGGCAGGCUGUAAAUGUUGCUUUUUAAGAUCUGGACAACUUAAGAUACGUUUGUACUCCCAAUGAUUUCAAAAAUUGAUCUCAUCUAACUCGUGAUCCUGAAACUAUUGACUGGAAGAAGUAAGGCCGGUGUCCCGGACCCCUUUGAGAACUACGUAUUGGGGACAUUUUAGUCACCUAAAC
Messenger RNA from Mastomys coucha (southern multimammate mouse), 862 nucleotides. RefSeq lists its product as uncharacterized. NCBI's taxonomy places the organism in Eukaryota, Metazoa, Chordata, Mammalia, Rodentia, Muridae. Bases 217 to 654 code for a protein of 145 amino acids. The record is from RefSeq and is a predicted model, not a curated record. The transcript has 2 exons.